Messenger RNA from Brassicogethes aeneus, 1955 nucleotides. The record is from the annotation of a GenBank genome assembly. NCBI's taxonomy places the organism in Eukaryota, Metazoa, Arthropoda, Insecta, Coleoptera, Nitidulidae.
UUUAUAAACUAAUUCUCCCUGUGAUGUCUGAAAAUAUUUUUAAGGGUGGGAGAAUUAUUAUUUGUAUGGAAUUAAAUGGUUGUCUUAACACCAAACACUUAUGAAUUUUAAAGGAAUAUGUCCAGUCUGAAAAUCGUUUAGAGGCAUGUAUGUGAGCUAGCACUAGCAUGUUGGAAACUAGAUCUCUUCAUGGUAUGCCAGAACCUUCAUGGCAAUCUAGAUCUAACUGCAGAGUAAACGUACCACCACAUCAAAUGGCAACACCAAAUGCAAGACAUGGCAAAAUUGCUCAAGAUGAUAUAUGCUAUGUGGUGGCAAAAUAUGAUUAUGAACGCCAAGGACCACAAGAACUUGAUCUUAGAAAAAAUGAACGGUAUGUCCUACUGGAUGACACCAAACACUGGUGGAAAGUCCAAAAUAGCCGGAACCAGUCCGGUUAUGUUCCCAGUAACUACGUCAAGAAGGAAAAACCUUCACUAUUUGACAGCAUUAAGAAAAAAGUAAAAAAAGGAUCAGGGUCAAAAACACUUCCUUCCAAUAAUUCACCUUCAAGAAACGUUGAAUCUCCAAGUAUGGCCCGCCGACAAAUACAAGAACCAACAGAAGCUAUUGGAAUGGCUGUUGUUAAAUAUAAUUAUCAGGCCCAACAGCCUGAUGAGUUAUCAUUGGUUAAAGGUUCCAGAAUUUUAAUCUUAGAAAAAAGCAAUGAUGGCUGGUGGAGAGGCCAAAGUGGUACAGUUGCAGGAUGGUUUCCAUCAAACUACACACAGGAAGAAGGUGACGCAGAUGAACAGUUACACACAUACGCCAUGGCAGAAAAUGUAUUGGAUAUAGUAGUAGCCCUGUACUCUUUCACUUCAUCAAAUGAUCAGGAAUUAUCUUUUGAAAAGGGUGAUCGUCUUGAAAUAUUGGACAGGCCUGUUACAGAUCCAGAAUGGUAUAAAGCGAGAAAUGCUCAGGGUCAAAUAGGAUUAGUUCCCAAGAAUUACCUACAGGAAUUGUCUGACUACCUUACUCAGCCAUAUCAGGAUAGAAAUAAGCCUGAGAGAAUUGAAUCCAACAUGGAACGAUCUCAACAAUCGGUGGAAAAACCCCAUCUGAUAGAUAGACCCUGGUACUAUGGCUGUAUCACUAGAAACGUUUGCGACAACAUACUAAAUCAAAAAGGCCAUGAUGGAGAUUUCCUGAUACGGGAUAGUGAGACUAAUAUGGGAGAUUAUUCCGUUUCACUGAAAGCCCCAGGUCGCAAUAAACACUUUAGAGUUCAUGUUGAAGGGGCCUUGUACUGUAUAGGACAACGAAAGUUUCACACACUUGAUCAGUUAGUUGACCAUUACCAGCGAGCACCUAUUUACACAAAUAAACAAGGUGAAAAACUUUACUUAGUGCGUCCUCUGCCCAAGACAGUGAAUGGUUAAUUAAUUGUUUAGUUCAUAAACAUAAUUUUUUUAGUAGGUAUAUAAUAUGUAUCCUUUGCGUGCGUAUAAUAUUUUUUUAUAACUGUAGUAUAUUUAAGGCUACAUAGGAUCUCACAAAAUAUUAGGUAAUUAUACAAUUGCCAAUUUAAUCGAAAUUUUUAUAUUUAUUAAGGAUGUAAUCCUAUAAUUAAGUUCUAGAGCUAUAAUAAUUGGAAGAUGGACCUAAAUAAAUUAUUUUAAUGUGAAUAAAAUUAUAUUUUGUGAGUUCUUAAAAAUUUUAGAACAAGUAACAUGUAUAUCUGGUCAUUUUAUUUGUAUAUAUUAUUUUAGAUCAUAUAACCUAGUUUUAAGCAACAGCUUUAUUUCAUGACAUUAAAACUAAAACACCCACCCUACAUCAUAAAUAUUUUAUACAGAGCGUUUUAAAUUAAUCUGAUUUAAUAAAAUACAUUAUUUUUAAAAAUAAUAAAAAUGCAUUCCAUUUAUUUUUCUUCAUAAAGCCAAAAUAGAUAAUAUUAAUAAUUGCCAUGAUUAUAA